UUCAGCAUGUGGUCACAGCUCGCUACCAUUGCAUUGGCACUCUGUUCCCUCGGCUUGGUCGCUGCCCAGCGCUGUGUGGAUCAGGUGCACCACGAGCAGCCAGCACUAAGCGGACGCGUCGACUAUGCUGCCUGCGGCCGAUCUGUGUGCGCCACAGACGGCUACUGCUAUCGUUUGUUCCACAACAUUUGCUACCUGAACGCUUACAAUGUGCGUUUGCUGUUCGCUGGCCAACGGGCACUUGUGCAGGCUGACAUACGGCAUUGCUUGCCAGAGCCAAGGUGGCUCGACUACAACACACCCUACGAUCCACGAUUGCUGGCUAGCCCCUAUGUGAACGCCAACAAAGGCCAUGCAGGUGCCUACGAGACACCCUAUUUAUAUGAAUCCGUCGAUACAGAGCCAAGCUACUCCAGAUCAUAUGAUCCCUAUCUCUACUACAAGGCACAGGACACAUAUUCGCCGACCAACGGCUUUUAUUAUAGGAAUAUGCGUGAAUAUUUGACUCAACGUAAACCUAAGCCAUCGACUUCGUACAGGAAACCUAAAGCGAAAUGCUCAACAACAGCAUCACCAAUAACUGCAUCCACAACAACAGUAUCCACAACACCAAUACCUACAACAACAGCAUCUACUACCGCAUUAUCGACAUUAGCAUCAUCCACAACAACAGCUUCUACAACAACACCAUCUACAACAUCCACAUCCACAACAACAGUUUCUACAACAACAGCUUCUACAACAACACCAUCUCCAACAACCACAACAACAACUUCUACAACAUCCACUACGCCAGAGUCUUCAUCAACAGAUUCUACAACAACUGCUUCCACAACAACGCCAUCCACAACAACAGUACCCACAACAACAGCAUCGACAACACCAUCCACCACAAUAACAUCCACGCCAUCAACUACAAUAACUGUAAACUUAUUAGGAUCUGCAGCAAAUGUUGCACAGUCCCCAACACCAUCCACAACGAAUUCGCCAACUAUUUCAAGCACGACGCAAUCAACAACUACAACAACAGCAACGAGCCCACAAACCACAUCGCCGUCCAGCUCGUCAGUUACAGCAGCAUCCACAUCGAGCACCCCUCCGGCUACAACAGCAUCUACCGCAGCACCCACAACCGCCAGCAUCGACUUGGAUGACAACACUCUGGUUUCUCUGGUCUUCACAAUGCCCAAUGGCCGGGUCUUUAGACUCUCUAUGGCCUCGCAGAUAACCAACCCAACAACGGGCAAUAAGACAUGCGCCGAGGAGACGCAGUUAGAGCUGCGAUAUAGGGGCCUAUCGGAGCCGCUGAAGUUCACUGGAUGCCUCUACAACAACUCGACACGAAAUGGAACGAACUAUGGCCCCACAACAACUAUCAGACCAACGCCUAAACCAUACUACAGCCCAAGCAGAUUGGUUGACUAUAGACCCGUUGGCUACCUAUAUAGCAUUACGUAUGGCUCUGCCUAUGAGGCCCCCUACGGAUCCGGUGCUGUACCUCAAUAUAGAGCGGACCCUGGACCCCGCUAUAGCUAUGGACCACGCCAUGGCAAUACUAGGCUUAAAGUUCAUGCCAGCGCCUCCGCUUCAGCAGAUGUCCCAUAUUAUGACUAAUAUCAAUAUCUAUGACCCACCUCAAUGGUACUCGACCUCAUUAUAAUCAAUAAGACUUACUAUUUGUA
Molecule: messenger RNA, 1682 nt
Organism: Drosophila arizonae
Lineage: Eukaryota; Metazoa; Arthropoda; Insecta; Diptera; Drosophilidae
Source: RefSeq, a predicted model, not a curated record